AUGACAUCAAAGAUUGACGCAAGUCAAAUAGAAAAUUUUGAUGAUAUAGAAAAACAGUUUGCUGUUAAAGCAGUACAGCAUGCACAAGUCUAUUGGAAUUUACUAACACAGACAAAAGGCAGUACUUUGCGUCUUACUAAGAUUGAUGAUGAAAUAUAUAACCAUUUCGUUAGCACUUUUCCAGAAUACUCUUCUUCUGAAUCAGUUUCUUUGAUUGAUGAAGAUAAAAUGAAAUCUCCUGAGGGUAAAACAAAAUGGCGUGAAUUCAUGAUGGCCUAUGAAAAUAAGAUUGAUAAUUUUAACUUUGGAACAUUAUUAAGAACAGAUUCUCAUAAAGAAUACGAAGAAAAAACUACUAUUUUUGUCCCUAGGAUACAGUUUUAUACAAUCGAAAUUGCACGUAAUCGACACGGACUUAAUGAUUGGAUUUAUGAAAUACAUAAAUCUGGCUAA
Pneumocystis jirovecii RU7 is the source of this 453-nucleotide messenger RNA. RefSeq lists its product as uncharacterized. The coding region runs from base 1 to 453 and encodes 150 amino acids. The transcript has 8 exons. NCBI's taxonomy places the organism in Eukaryota, Fungi, Ascomycota, Pneumocystomycetes, Pneumocystales, Pneumocystaceae. Gene Ontology annotation, cellular component: cytoplasm. The record is from RefSeq and is a predicted model, not a curated record.